Molecule: messenger RNA, 1050 nt
Organism: Coprinopsis cinerea okayama7#130
Lineage: Eukaryota; Fungi; Basidiomycota; Agaricomycetes; Agaricales; Psathyrellaceae
Product: NADPH-dependent alcohol dehydrogenase
Exons: 14
Coding region: 1-1050 (349 amino acids)
Biological process (GO): alcohol metabolic process
Molecular function (GO): zinc ion binding; alcohol dehydrogenase (NADP+) activity
Source: RefSeq, a predicted model, not a curated record
AUGACCAAGCCUACCUCCGACUUGAAGUUCAAGGGAUACGCUACUGGAAGGAAACCCUGCAGCAUCAAGGACACCUCGAAGUGGGAUCAAUUCGAAGUCAUCGACUUCAAGCCCAAGACACCUGGCGACAGGGAUGUCGAUAUCAAGAUUGAUUAUUGCGGGGUGUGUGGCUCCGACUUGCACACUAUCACUGCAGGUUGGGGCGACGCUAUCUUGCCCAUAAUCCCCGGCCACGAGAUUGUUGGGCAUGUCGUCUCGGUUGGGCCCAAAGUGACCGAGUUCAAAGUUGGUGAUAGGGUUGGUGUCGGUGCACAGAUUUCCUCCUGCUUCCAAUGCGAUCGCUGUGAGAAUAGCAACGAGAACUAUUGCCUGAAGCCAGUGGAUACCUACAAUUCUAAAUACCCAAACGGAGAUAUCGCUCAAGGAGGAUACUCCACUGCCAUUCGCGCGGAUGAGCGAUUCGUCAUGCCCAUUCCUCAGGGUCUUGCUUCGGAAAUUGCAGCGCCGAUGCUCUGUGCUGGAUUAACCGUGUACUCUCCUCUCAAGCGAAACGGUGCAGGACAUUUCGCCCUUCAGUUUGCGCGCGCAUUGGGUUCGAGUGAGGUCAUUGCAUUCUCUCAUUCUGAGAAUAAGAAGGAAGAUGCAUUGCAACUCGGAGCGACGCAGUUUGUGAUCACCCAAGAUGAUAAUUUCUCAGAGCCUUGGGCGGGCAAGAUCGACCUCAUAAUCUGUACUGUAGAUGCAAGCAGUGCCCUCCCUCUGGUCAAGUAUCUCUCGACUCUCAAAGUCGGAGGGAGGUUUAUCAUGGUGGGAAUUCCGGAUGAACCACUCCCUCCUCUUAAAGCAUUCGAUCUAGUACCUGGUGGAUGUUUCCUCGGAGGGAGCAAGAUCGGAAGCAAGCAAGAAAGCAUCGAGAUGUUGAACCUUGCUGCCAAGAAGGGAGUAACCAGUCGCAUCCAAAUGCUUCCAAUGUGCAAGGCCGGCGAGGCUGUUCGAAACUUGAAAAGUGGAAAAGUCAGAUACCGUCACGUCCUCAAGGUAGAUAUCUAG